AUUAUGAUUUGCUUUUAAAGCCGUGGAUGACAGACAUGCCUUUCUCUGAGUCUCUCAAAUAGUGAUAUUGAUGAAAGUAUGGAAGCAUCAAGUAGCAGUUCCGUGGCAGUAUCAAUUAUUUUGGUGAUAAUAGUAACAUUGGGAUGGAGAAUACUCAACUGGGUUUGGUUUAAGCCGAAGACGCUUGAAAGGUUUCUAAGACAACAAGGACUUGCAGGCAAUCCAUAUAGGUUUUUCCAUGGAGACUUGAAAGAGAGUGUGGCCAUGAUCAAGCAAGCAAGAUCUCAGCCCUUUGAUUUUUCACAGCAUCUUGCCCUCCGAGUUGCUCCCUUUCUCCUUCAAAUCCUCAACAAUUAUGGUAAGAAUUCCUUUAUUUGGAUUGGACCAAUACCCAGAGUGAACAUCACAAAUCCUGUGCAUAUAAAAGAAGUAUUCACAAAAAUAAAUGAAUUUCAGAAGGUAAAGAUGCUUCCACAGUUCAAUGUGUUAAUACCAGGACUUGUAAGCUAUGAAGGUGACAAAUGGGCUAAGCAUAGAAAGAUUAUCAACCCGGCAUUCCAUCAAGAGAAGUUAAAGCUUAUGUUACCUGUAUUUUAUCAAUGCUGUAAUGAGAUGAUUGAGAAGUGGGAGAAGUUGAUCACCACAAAGGAAUCAUGUGAGUUGGAUGUGUGGUCUUAUCUUCAAAACCUGUCACGUGAUUGUAUUUCUCGAGCAGCAUUUGGAAGCAAUCACGAACAAGGAAAAAGAAUUUUUCAACUCCUCAAAGAGCUAAGCAUUCUCAUAAUGCAAGCUGCACAAACGGUUUAUAUACCUGGUUGGAGGUUUUUGCCAACUAAAGCUAAUCAAAGGAUAAAAGAAAUUGAUAGAGAAAUACAAGCUUCACUUAAGAGUAUGAUCAGUAAACGUGAAAAUGCAAUGAAAGCACGUGAAGCUACGAAUGAUGAUUUAUUAGGAUUACUCAUUGAAUCUAAUUUAAGAGAAACUAAAGAACGUCUGAGUAUCCAAGAUGUGAUUGAUGAGUGCAAGCUAUUUUACUUUGCUGGGCAAGAGACCACUUCAGUAUUGCUUGUUUGGACCAUGAUCUUACUGAGUAAGUACCCCCAUUGGCAAGCACAAGCCAGAGAAGAGGUUUUGCAGGUUUUUGGCGGAAAAAAACCAGAAUUUGAUGGGUUGAACCACCUUAAAGUUAUGUUACAGGUGACUAUGAUUUUGUAUGAGGUUCUUAGGCUCUACCCAGUAGGAAUUGCAUUUACUCGAACUGUUAGUGAAGAAACAAGGCUUGGAGAUUUGAUACUACCUGCUGGGGUGCAAAUUGCCUUGCCAAUAAUCCUUGUACAACAAGACCCUGAACUAUGGGGGAAAGAUGCAGCAGAAUUCAAACCAGAAAGAUUUUGUGAAGGAGUUUCAAAAGCAACAAAGAACCAAGUUUCAUUCUUCCCUUUCGGAUGGGGUCAUAGGAUUUGCAUUGGACAAAACUUUGCUCUCCUGGAAGCAAAAAUGGCUGUGGCUAUAAUUUUACAACACUUCUCUUUUCAGCUUUCUCCAUCCUACUCUCAUGCUCCUCACUCAAUUAUAACUAUUCAGCCUGAACAUGGUGCUCAAUUGAUUUUACGAAAACUCUAGAUGAAUGAGCUCAAUAAUUAAUUUGCAUAAAUGUAUGUAGAGGUAAUUAUUGUCAAAUGAGGAAUAUAUUAUUAUUAUUAUUAUUUCCCUUGUUUAUCAAAUUAUUAUUUCCUUUUCA
This is a messenger RNA of Hevea brasiliensis (rubber tree), 1741 nucleotides long. RefSeq names its product cytochrome P450 72A15. Lineage: Eukaryota; Viridiplantae; Streptophyta; Magnoliopsida; Malpighiales; Euphorbiaceae. The transcript has 5 exons. The coding region runs from base 79 to 1623 and encodes 514 amino acids. The record is from RefSeq and is a predicted model, not a curated record. Gene Ontology annotation, molecular function: heme binding; monooxygenase activity; iron ion binding.